Molecule: messenger RNA, 1644 nt
Organism: Talaromyces atroroseus
Lineage: Eukaryota; Fungi; Ascomycota; Eurotiomycetes; Eurotiales; Trichocomaceae
Exons: 1
Coding region: 1-1644 (547 amino acids)
Source: RefSeq, a predicted model, not a curated record
AUGGCCACUGAUCCCGCCAACCUCCCUGCCGAAAUAUACCUGGACAUCCUCUACGAUGCAUCCUCAGGCCAGCCCAACCAGGACCCGUUCACAUGGCACCACAACACCCUCGUCCCAGCAGGCCUUUGCCUAGUCAGCCACAAAUGGCGCUCAAUCAUCACCCCGCUGCUGUACUCACGCUAUGAAUUCGACGGCCACCCGCGGCGGGUGCGCAGUCUAUGGCGGUUCUUUCGUUCGGUCGUGUCUGACCCUUUACUAGCUGCGGGCGUGCGGCAUUUGAGCUUUGCAAGCUGUUCCGCUUACAGGAAGAAUGAUGAUGAUGAUGAUGAUGAUGAUGAUGAUGAUGAUGAUAGGGAUCAAAUCCCUACAUACUAUGCCGAACAUAAGUCGCUCAUUACACAGGCCAUGCUCGAUUCUGGCCUCUCGCGGGAUUCGGAGCUAGAUGCUCAGGCGCACCGAGCUCUGCAGGCUGGCGAUUUUAGGCCUCUAGUUGCCCUGAUUCUGGCUCAUGUGCCCAACUUGACUCGAUUGGAGAUGCAGGUGGCCAGGUCAGAUCCUUUCCUAGAUGCGAUUUUGGACUAUUCGGUUUCGCUGGAUGAGCCGGCUUGUGUUCCGACGAGGGUGGCGUUUCAAAAUUUGACCAGGCUUUACUUAGCUGGUGCAAAGCUUCAUGAUGAAGAGGAGGAGUCGCCAGAUUUUGCUGCAGUGUCUAACUCAUUGGAGUGCCCGCUCUAUAUCAAUCGCCAUCGUCCGCUUGUGCAACUGCCCAAGUUGACGGAGUUGUUUCUACUUGGUGUGGAAAUAGAUGAAGAUAUAAGUCACUGGCACCCUUCAUCGCGCAUCUCUCAUCUGGCCAUGGUAUAUCCAGUCAGCAGCAGUCUGGAAAAUUUGCGACUUCUUCUCGAACGCAUGCCCGAGUUGGCGUAUCUAUCUCUUUGCCUCCCUUCCACAGACUCCAGUAACGUCUACAGACGCCACCAACAGCUAUGGUCCGCUCUUCGCCCUGUGCGCACAAAAUUGAAAUAUCUCGAUCUCAACGAGGGUCUAUCAAGAAACACAUCAGGGAGCAUCAGAACAGGAAUGCAUGAUGAUGAUGGCCUCAGAAGCAGCAACAACGAUGCUGAUGACUCGUAUUGCUGCCCACUGCGCACCUUCAGACAGCUACGAUAUCUCGCUAUCACACCUCUACUUCUCUACGGCCACAAAUGCCGACACGACGCAAAACUCGCGAACCACCUGCCCCUUUCCCUCGAAUCCUUCGCGCUCUACGACUGGAACACCCCAAUACUCAAAAGAUUUCUCAUCACAAAUCUCGAGGACGAAAUGGGGCUUAUCGCGCUGACAAAGCCGACUAUACCGCUAAACUCGAUCGUUGUGCAGGCCGAGUGGCGGCCCACAAGCUAUGGAUUGCCGUAUGCGAAGAUGAAGUAUUUCGCGGACCAGAAGCACGUCAUGUUCAAUACGGCGGCGAGGGAUUUCACGUUUGGAGCUGGUGAGGAUAUGCCUUUUGCGUGGAAGGGAUAUCAGGCUGGUAGGGAGAGGAGACGGAGGGGGUAUCGUGUGAGGACGAAACAUACGCAUGUGCUUCCGAGGGGUUUGGAGGUUUUUGGGUGUAGGGGGCGACUGGAUGAGGAUUGGAUUUAG